AAGUAAGCGGGAAAACAUGCAAAGUUUAAGCCUUUAAGAUGAUAUUUACACUGCGCCACACACUCCCCAUCUUCAUAAUCCGGUGAUGAUGAGAAUUUCUUGAUGAAUCAGUUUGAAAAACCGGAAGCAAACUCGGGCUUGAUUUCUUGAAUUCUUAGAAGGGUUUGUUUUAGGGCUUCCUGUGUUGUGGGGAUUAUCAUUUGUGGAAGAGGAAGAGAUGGCCAACCAGCAGGAUAUUGAGAAGGGAAGCACCCACUCGCUAACGGAGCAGUUGAUAGAGAAGGACAGCUCAUCACUUGAUGAGAAUGGAGGUGGCAGCCUGGUCAUGGUUUUUGUCUGUGCUUUCUUUGCAAUUUGUGGGUCUUUCGAGUUUGGCUCAACCAUUGGAUAUUCUUCGCCUACACAGUCUGCUAUAAUGGAGGAACUUAAAAUGUCUUCUUCAGAGUUCUCAGUCUUUGGAUCCAUAUUGAAUAUUGGUGCAAUAAUUGGUGCAAUCACGAGUGGAGGAGCUGCUGAUCUGCUUGGGCGAAAAGGGGCAAUGUGGAUGUCAUCUGCUAUCUCUAUUGCAGGGUGGCUGAUAGUUUAUCUUUCUAUGGGAUCUUUACCAUUGGAUUUUGGAAGGCUUUUAACAGGAUAUGGCAUCGGUGUCAUUUCUUAUGUGGUACCAGUUUAUAUUGCAGAGAUAACCCCAACAAAUCUUAGGGGUGCCCUAUUAUUGGUACAUCAGAUCUCGCUAGGUACAGGGAUUUUGGUCACUUAUGUAGUUGGUGCAUUUGUAACAUGGAGGACACUGGCUCUAACUGGGAUGAUUCCAUGUAUAAUUAUGAUUAUGGGCCUGUAUUUUAUCCCCGAGUCCCCUAGAUGGCUGGCACUGGUUGGAUGUCAGAAUGAGUUUGAAGCUGCAAUUCGUAAACUUCGUGGAGCCAACACUGAUAUUUCUAAAGAAGUGGCUGAAAUUAAAGAUUCUUUGUUAAUUCUUCAAAACUUCCCAAAGGCUACAGUUAUGGAUUUGCUUGACAAAAGAAAUAUGCGUUUGCUCAUUAUUGGAGUUGGACUGAUGCUGUUUCAGCAGUUGUCUGGAUACAAUGGAAUCGUUUUCUAUGCCAGCCAAAUUUUUACAUCUGCAGGAGUACCUCCUACUGCUGGAAGUAUUCUCUAUGCUUGCCUGCAGAUCAUUGUUCUAGCAUUUGGUGCGAUCUUAAUUGAUAAAGCUGGAAGAAGACCCCUUUUACUGGUUUCUGCAUUUGGGGUGCUUCUUGGAAGUCUGUUAACUGCUGCUUCCUUCUUUAUGAAGGAACAUAAGUUGGCUCCUGAGUUUGGUCCACUUCUUGCUAUCAUUGGCAUCAUGGUUGACAUGGGAUCAUAUUGUUUAGGAUUGGGCGGAAUUCCUUGGAUUAUGAUGUCUGAGAUAUUCCCAAUCCAACUAAAGGGCAUUGCAGGCAGUAUUGUGACAUUGGCCAGCUGGGGCUGUUCUUGGGUCAUAUCCUACUGUUUCAACUUCCUCAUGAACUGGAGCUCAUAUGGCACAUUUUCUGUAUUUGCUACUUUCUGUGGAAUUGCCAUCGUGUUCAUCUACAAGCUGGUACCUGAAACAAAAGGCAGAACCUUGGAAGAGAUUCAGACUAUUUUAAAUUCACAAGGGAUGGUAGAAUAAACCUGUUAAAGAAAUCUGUACUUGUGACUGGUUUUUGUGUGUGGUUAUUACUACGCACAAAAUUGUUUUUAAUCUCUUAUCUAAUAAAGAGUUGAGUUGUAA
Molecule: messenger RNA, 1756 nt
Organism: Rubroshorea leprosula
Lineage: Eukaryota; Viridiplantae; Streptophyta; Magnoliopsida; Malvales; Dipterocarpaceae
Source: the annotation of a GenBank genome assembly